This is a messenger RNA of Wyeomyia smithii (pitcher-plant mosquito), 2755 nucleotides long. Its product is annotated as inactive dipeptidyl peptidase 10. Bases 31 to 2601 code for a protein of 856 amino acids. The transcript has 13 exons. The record is from RefSeq and is a predicted model, not a curated record. NCBI's taxonomy places the organism in Eukaryota, Metazoa, Arthropoda, Insecta, Diptera, Culicidae. Gene Ontology annotation, molecular function: dipeptidyl-peptidase activity; serine-type peptidase activity. Gene Ontology annotation, biological process: proteolysis.
GAUAUACCGCCACCCGAAGUUGCUGCGCUCAUGCGGUACUGCAAGGCCAUCAACAAGCCGUUUCUGAUCGGCUGCGAUGCCAACGCUCACCACACGAUCUGGGGCAGCUCGGACACCAACACCAGGGAUACUGAAUCAUCACGGCUGCAUGGAAAACGAAUUAUGCUUCAUGAUGUUCUUACUGAUAAACAUAAAUGGAAAGAAAACAAUGGAACCUGGUUGAGCAAUUUCGAGUACGUGUUUAUCAAUCCUGAUGGUGGUUUAUCGUCACUUCACAUAGAAGAUAAACAAAGCAUUAAUUUAAAAGUGUUAAUGAACAACACUACAUUUAGACAGUUGAAUGUGGACAGAUUCAUUAUCUCUCCGGAUCAAAAUUUCGUCCUUUUAUUUGCAAAAUCAGAAUCGUUGGCUAACGCAAGUUAUUAUGUUUAUGAAUUAUCUACUUCUAACGUAUUUCCGCUUUCGACAAAAGAGGGCGACCAAACGGCUCCAAAUCUUCAAUUUGUUCACUGGGCGCCACGACGAUAUAUGUUAGAUGUAACUGUGAAUGACGAGAAAGGGUCCUUUCAAGGCAUUGUUUUUGUGAAUAAGGGAGAUAUUUAUUAUAAACCCAAAGUUCAAGGGGACUUAAUUUGCAGAAUAACUACUAACGGUGAAUCAGGUCUUGUUUUGAAUGGUGUUCAAGAUUGGUUAUAUACAAACAUCGCCGGAUUGAGAGGUGCUUCUAUUUUAUUUUCGCCAGAUGGACAUUACUUAUUAUAUCUGUCCUUUGAUAUAUCCAGCGUGCAUGAAUACCAGUACGUGUGGUACGGGAACAACAAUGAACAGUAUCCUAAAAUAAAAAGCAUCCGAUACCCAAAAACAAAUUCACCGAAUCCAAAUGUAACAAUUCACGUAGUCAAUUUAGGUGCUUUGAAGUUUAUAAAUCAGCGAGUAAUUAUUAUCCCCAGCUACAUUGGUAGUGAAUGUUACGUCGGAGGUAUGCAGUGGGUGUCGCCUCAAGAAUUAUCCGUCACUUUAACUAAUAGAGAACAGAAUGUGUCUCGUACAUUACUGUGCACAGCACCUACCUUUUCAUGCAUCGAGGUUUUCACAGAGCUUGCAGUAGAAAACGGAUGGGUGUUAGUUGCUGAAAAACCACUUUUCAUAUCAAUCGAAAGCGAACAUGUUGAGUAUGCAACAAAUGAAACUAGUAUAACGCCCCCAAAUUUUACUUCAAACUCCAAACCAUUGAACAAAUACAUAAAGCGUAAUGUCUUCAUGCUGAAACGUCUUGCUAUAAGAGAUGGCUCUAAGGGGUAUUUCCGGCAAAUUGGACUAAUUCCUAUUGCUACUAGAACGCCAAUCAUUCUGACUUUGGGUCUUUUCGAAGUGACGGAGAUAAUGGGAUAUAAUGAAAAGAAAGGGCUGGUUUUUUUUAUAGCUGCACUGCAACGAACACCAGGCCAACGCCAUUUAUAUUAUAUACAUUUAAAUCUGCGUGACAGUUUAGAGUCAAUAGUUAAAAAUGCAAAGAAUAUUACACCACACUGCAUGACGUGCGAUAUGGAGUCAUACGAAUCUGUUAACGUGUCACAAAAAGUGAAUAAAUCGUUUGAUCAAACGGGUAGACCUAAUAACUGUUUGUAUAACAAGAUUUACUUUAACUUGGAUUACACAUAUUACGUACAAGAAUGCUUAGGGCCUGAAUCGCCAUCGUUAUACAUCGUCGAUGCCAAUACUGGUAGAAUAAUAUUUAUAUUAAAUGACGGCAACCAGUUACGAAGACGUCUAUCACAGCUAGCUAAACCACAAAUUAUGACAUUCAGCGUUCUGAUAAAAUAUGACUUUAAUGCCCAAGUCAAAUUGUUUCUCCCUCCAGGGAUCAAAGAAGAUGAUGAUAUUCUGUUGCCAUUGAUACUUCAAGUGGAUGCAACACCAGAAACGCAAUUAGUAUCGGACAAAUAUAAUUUUGACUGGAACUGGUAUUUAUGCAGCUAUCAAUCUUACAUCAUUGCUCAAAUCGAUGCCAGAGGCUCAGGAUUUCAAGGAGAAGCAUUGAAAACUCAGAUUCGCGGAAAAAUUGGUUUAGAAGUCGAAGACCAACUCUCUGUUUUAACGUAUUUGCGAGAUAAUCUGAAAUUGGUGGAUUCAAAUCGUAUUUGCGCCUAUGGUUGGGGAUACGGAGGAUAUAUUGUUUCGAUGAUGUUGGCAAGCGAUUUUGACAACGUGUUAAAAUGUGGAGUAGCUGUGAAUCCCAUAGUAUCGUUCAAAUAUUUUAAUUCUUUCUUUACAGAACGGUAUGUAAGUCAGCCAGCUGAUGAAGGCCGUGCAUUACAUGAUUCAGAUUUAUCGAUGAAGGCAAGCAAUUUUAUAAAUAAAAAGUUUCUAUUAAUUCACGGAACAGCAGACACGCAAGUUCAUGAGCAACACACAGCCUUAUUAACAAAAUCACUUAUAAAAGAAGGAGUUAUGUUCAGACACCAGGUUUAUGUCGACGAGGAUCAUGAUCUAGCUGGGGUGACUGCGCAUUUGUAUCCUACUAUUGAAGCAUAUUUCGAGGAAAAUUUUGUAAACGACCAUCAAGAUUGGACCACAGCUUUUUUUCUUUCGAAAACCUAAUGAUAGAUGAAUGAAAGUGUUGAUUAAUUUGAUAUCUUGCAUACUUUAUCAAUAAUAACGUUAGUUUCAACAAAAUUUAUUAAAACCUCAACUUUUUUACUUAGAAUGUAACUUAUUUACCGAGAAGUAAGCUAAUAAACAUAUUUGGACUCAA